AUGGCAUCGAAGGCGGGCCCCUCCUGCCGUCUAGUCUUCUGCCUCUUGAUCUCCGCCGCUGUCCUCCGGCCAGGCCUUGGAUGGUAUACUGUAAAUUCAGCAUAUGGAGAUACCAUUAUUAUGCCUUGCCGACUUGAUGUACCUCACAAUCUCAUGUUUGGAAAAUGGAAAUAUGAAAAGCCCGAUGGCUCCCCAGUAUUUAUUGCCUUCAGGUCCUCUACAAAGAAAAGUGUGCAAUAUGAUGAUGUGCCAGAAUACAAAGACAGAUUGAGCCUCUCAGAAAACUACACUUUGUCUAUCAGUAACGCAAGGAUCAGUGAUGAGAAGAGAUUUGUGUGCAUGCUAGUAACUGAGGACAAUGUGUUUGAGGCACCUACAACAGUCAAGGUGUUCAAGCAACCAUCUAAACCUGAAAUUGUAAGCAAAGCACCUUUUCUCGAAACAGAGCAGCUAAAACAGUUGGGAGACUGCAUUUCAAAAGACAGUUAUCCAGAUGGCAACAUCACGUGGUACAGGAAUGGAAAAGUGCUACAACCUCUUGAAGGAGUGGUGGUCAUAAUUUUUAAAAAGCAAAUGGACCCGGUAACUCAGCUCUAUACCAUGACUUCAUCCCUGGAAUACAAGGCAACCAAGGCUGACAUACAAAUGCCAUUCACCUGCUCUGUGACAUAUUUUGGACCAUCUGGCCAGAAAACAGUUCAUUCUGAACAAGCAAUCUUUGAUAUUUAUUAUCCUACUGAACAAGUGACAAUACAAGUGCUGCCAUCAAAAAAUGCCAUCAAAGAAGGGGAUAACAUCACUCUCAAGUGCUUGGGAAAUGGUAACCCUCCUCCUGAGGAAUUUUUGUUUUACUUACCAGGACAGCCUGAAGGAAUAAGAAGCUCAAAUACUUACACGUUGACAGAUGUGAGGCGCAAUGCAACAGGAGACUACAAAUGCUCCCUGAUAGACAAAAGAAGCAUGAUUGCUUCAACAGCCAUCACAGUUCACUAUUUGGAUUUGUCCCUAAAUCCAAGUGGGGAAGUGACCAAGCAGAUUGGUGAUGCCUUGCCUGUGUCAUGCACGAUAUCUGCUAGUAGGAAUGCUACUGUGGUAUGGAUGAAAGAUAACAUCAGGCUUCGAUCUAGCCCAUCAUUUUCUAGUCUCCAUUAUCAGGACGCUGGAAACUAUGUCUGUGAAACUGCUCUGCAGGAGGUGGAAGGCCUGAAGAAAAGAGAGUCGUUGACACUGAUCGUAGAAGGAAAACCUCAAAUCAAAAUGACAAAGAAAACUGAUCCCAGUGGACUGUCUAAAACAAUAAUCUGCCAUGUGGAAGGUUUUCCGAAGCCAGCUAUACAGUGGACAAUUACUGGCAGUGGAAGCGUCAUAAACCAAACAGAGGAAUCUCCUUAUGUAAAUGGCAGGUAUUAUAGUAAAAUUAUCAUUUCCCCCGAAGAGAAUGUUACAUUAACUUGCACAGCAGAAAACCAGCUGGAGAGAACAGUAAACUCCUUGAAUGUCUCUGCUAUAAGUAUUCCAGAGCACGAUGAGGCAGACGAGAUAAGUGAUGAAAACAGAGAAAAGGUGAAUGACCAGGCAAAACUAAUUGUGGGAAUCGUAGUUGGUCUCCUCCUCGCUGCCCUGGUUGCUGGCGUUGUCUACUGGCUGUAUAUGAAGAAAUCAAAGACUGCCUCAAAACAUGUAAACAAGGACCUUGGUAAUCUGGAGGAAAACAAAAAGUUAGAAGAAAACAAUCACAAAACAGAAGCCUAA
Messenger RNA from Puma concolor (puma), 1752 nucleotides. It is a transcript of the gene ALCAM, whose product is annotated as activated leukocyte cell adhesion molecule. The record is from RefSeq and is a predicted model, not a curated record. NCBI's taxonomy places the organism in Eukaryota, Metazoa, Chordata, Mammalia, Carnivora, Felidae. Gene Ontology annotation, biological process: cell adhesion. Gene Ontology annotation, cellular component: plasma membrane.